Molecule: messenger RNA, 2533 nt
Organism: Choloepus didactylus (southern two-toed sloth)
Lineage: Eukaryota; Metazoa; Chordata; Mammalia; Pilosa; Megalonychidae
Gene: C7H6orf163
Product: chromosome 7 C6orf163 homolog
Exons: 5
Coding region: 554-1528 (324 amino acids)
Source: RefSeq, a predicted model, not a curated record
CAGUGUUAAUGUAUUGAAAGUAAAUUUUUCCCUUAAAAUGCUGUGAUAUCUCACAGUUUUAUUGUCAUGGUGCCACAAUGUCACAUUUGUAAAUAACAUGAAAAAAUCAAGAAACUCUGCACUGCUGGCCUUAAAAGAAAUCAUUUCUUUAAGUAGCUCAUUUAAAAGAAAGCAUCCGGGAAACUGAAAGGCUGCACCAUCUCCCUUCUGUCAUUAUUUCAAGUUGCUUUUGUGAGCAAAGCUUGUCUUACCUAGCAACAGUUGCUAAGUAAGCUAACAACUUGAUGUUAGAGUCUGGGAGGGAGUAAUUUCUUAAAUCUUCUCAAAUCCAGGACGCAUAGCUUAUGUGGCAGAGGCUUUUAAUGCCAUUCUUUAACAUUAGGCACAUGACCACUACCUAAUCAUGGCAAAUUAUUUCAUCCCUACAGCAUCUAGCACUGUCCUAAAACCUUGAAUCUCUUUUAGCUUAAACUUCCAGCUUUUCUUAAAACUGCCUUUUCUGAUCCUAAGAAUAUUUUAACUGUACAUAGUAGAAGAAAUCCUAAAUUUAACUAUGAUCAGAAAUCCAAAUUAUACGAACUUUGUUUGCUGUGCUGUUUGUAAUAAAAUAAUUCCACCAGCUCCUGUUGGGGAAACCUUCAAACGGAUCCAUGAAUACAAGCCAUUUAAGACACGCUUUUACACUCACAAAGAUAUACUGGAUAUUGGGGCAAGUAUUCAGAGUCAAGAAGAGAAAUUUCACGAGGCUGUACUCAAAGAACAUAUUGCAAAAGCUAAAGCUGAAGUAUGGGAUCAGGCUAAAGAACUCCAAAAACAAGCAGUGGAAAAAGCACUUGAAGAAGCAAAUGACAAACAUAAAAUUCAGCUUCAGAUUCUGGAAGAAGAACAUCAGAAAGAUUUACAGGAAGCAGCCAUUCAAGCCAAGAAAGAGAUGCAUCAAAACAUGCAAGAAGAAAUGAGGAGAGAAAACUUGGCUGCAGAACAACGCAUGGUCCAUAGAAUCCAAAGGAUUAUGAUAGAGUGCCACAAGGAGAAGGUCCAGGCUGUGGAGGAAGCCAGGGCUGAGGAACGGCGGAUUGCCCAGGAGGAAAUCCAGGCCCAGAAAAGCAAGGCCGUAGAUGAACUUAUGGUGGCUGGUGUUAUGGUUAUGAAGGACCAGAGGAGGAUUGUGAGUCAGAUGAUAAAGGAAAAAGAACAUGAAAUGAACAUCUACUAUGGCAUGGCUCAGAGGCAGAGGCAAGAAGAGGUUCAGGAAGUACUCCAAGAAGCAGAGAAAACACAUCAGGCUACACUUGGCAAUGUGAUGGAUAAGCUGGUUAACACUCAAGGGGACCUACUGUCCAUGGCACAACAACUGGGAAUCAUGACAAAUUGGAAAGAUUUCCUGGAAGAGGAAUUACAGGAAACCAGGGCAGUAUUUCAAAAAUACAUCAAUUAUACUUUUCCUUCACUUUCGCCAGGACAUGCUGAUUUUAUUCUGCCAGAAAGAAAGAAAACUCCUUCCAACCUUGUUACUAAUGAGAAGUAGGGAGCAACUCUUGAAUAGAAAUCUUCAACUGAAACUUCACUACAAAAGCCAUCAUUCUAGAGACCAAAUAAAUUCACUCAAAUACAUUUCAUGGGUCCCCAGUUCUGUGUAAGGUACUAUUGAGUUGUUUGGUGGAAAACCAAAGUAUCUUAAAGCACAUCCCAGGCUACAUUGAGCUCCAAGUCUACUUGUAGAGAGAAAGUGUGAGAACUCAAAACUGAUUAGGAGGGGAAAAGAUUGGAGGAGAUCUAAACACACUUCUGUAUCUGGCUUUAUUAAUUUCUAUAUCAAACAUGUAAAAAUUUUAGUAUUUAUUGCACUUGAAAGUAAGUCAAGGGACAUGUUUUCAGAUUGUUUCCAUUGUGACAAGAUGUACUAACUUCUAGUAUAGUGAUUAUUUAUUUAGUGUACUGUAAUAGCAUUGGAGAAAAAACUUCCCUCAAAUUCAGUAUGAUUAAAUUUAAUUUCUGAAACCCCCAUAUUAGAUAAUUCAGAAAGAACCCCCUUAUAUUUGCCAGUUGUGAAAGAAAAGUUGUUUUCAGAUUUCAGGUGCUCUGUUCCCAGGAAUAGAGUAUCCUCUUGUGUUUAUAUCCAAACCCAUCUGCUUUGAACUUGUCUUCUUUGGGUCACAAUGCAGCAGACAUUUAGGUAUGCAAUGCUCAGUGCCAAAACAUGCCAGCAUCUACUAAAUUAACAUUGAAGAAAAUCCAAGCCACAGAGACUUCUCCAAAGAUAUUCACAUGUCUGAAGCACUUUAAAAACAUUAUAUAUAAGCCUCACAAGAACUUUAAAAAAUAAUCACUAUUAUACCAAAUUACAGAAAGGGAGAAUAAGGUUCACAAAGAUUAAAUAAUUUUCCCCAGCUACUAACAUAGCCAAAAUUAACAUAGUCAACAUGGGACAUGACUCCCAGAGAUGAUCCUGGCCCUGGCAUUGUGGGAUUGAGAACGCCUUCUUGGAUCAAAAGAGGGAAGAGAAAUGAAACAAAAUAAAGUUUCAGUAUAU